AUGAGCGGGGCCGGCAAGGGGGAGCAGCACGGGGCGACUUCGCCCUUGCGCAAGCUUCAGCGGUCGUUAUAUUCCACCGCCGCCCAUGCGGAGGGCAACGCCGAUCCACAGCAGCAACAGCAGCAGCAGCAGCAGCAGCAGCAGCAGAAGUAUGAGGACCACACUGAGGCGGCGCGUACGCGGUGGGAGGCAGCUGCAGCGGGUGCGAAACGGCCGCUGAGGCGCUAUAAGAACGAUGUAUCGUGGCGGCAUCUGCCGCAGGUACACACGCAACGACCACCACCACAAGACUGCCAGGAUGGGCAGCAGCCUUGGGGGGUAGUGCCCCCGUUUGUGCCGUCGCUGCAGGUGCAAAACAUGGAGUUUCCGGCUUCUUCUUUGUUUUCUGACACUCAACGCAACUCGCUGUUGGACACCAAGACGUCCUCACUUGAGCAUUGCCUGUCGCUGAGUGACACAGUCAAAGGCAAAUUUGGCAAGUGUGCUUCAGUGGGAGGUAUUGGGUCGCGCGAUGCGACGGCGUGCCCUCCGCCAAUAGUAACGAGUGAAGAUUUUCUGUUUAGACAGUCUGGUCGGCCUAGACCAAGUCCUGCGUCCCGUGUCGUGCAUCCGCAGGGGUUUCGCAUACUUAAGAACCGCAGUGCGGUGGAACGGUCACUGCGCAGCUACUUUCGCUUACCCCCCGCGCCGAGUUCGCGCCUUGUCAAGGACCGUUUGUGGACACAGCGGCAACUGAUGGCUGUUGAAAUGACCGAAGAUGAGGAGGAAGCUCGUUUUUUUGCGAAUGCCGUGGACGUUCCUCUCCGGCAAUCCCACAUAUUGCUAGAUGGUUAUCUGCUUCUUUGCGCCGCUGGGCAACCCGAGCCGGAAGCGGUGGAGGCGGUGACGCUUCAAAGUUUUCACAUCGUCGGUGUCAUGGAGGAUGACUUGACCCAUUUUCAGAACCUCCGGUUUCUUGAUCUGAGCGAGAAUAAACUGCUGCUGGAGCACCUCCUUUCUCUGACUGGCCUUGAGGUGCUGCACCUCCCGUAUAACAAGAUCGCCUCUUUGGCAGGCAUUGCACGCGUGGUCUUGGAGCAGCAACUGCAGUCGACAAGUAGCAGCAGUGCCUUCGUUAACCGUGCUGGGACCCGUGGAAGCGGAGUUGGCGUGGUGGACAGUGCGAUGCACGACAGUAAGUCCAUUCGGAAUGCCGCAGCCUACUAUGCCCAGGAAAAGACACCGACGGCGGUUCGUACCGACGGUGGCUUACGCUGGCGCACGCCAGUAGCUACCAACGCGAAUGGUGGUGGUGCGACGGUGGAUGCAACUGGGACCGCGGGGUAUUACUCGCCACAUCAAAAGAUUGUGGGACGCCCCAACCAAAACUCAGAGUGCAGUUUGCAUGAUGUUCUCUUGCCAAACCUGCAUGCCCUGAAUCUCUCCUUUAACCAGAUUCCCCCAGCUGAAAUUUUGCACCUGUCAUACUUUCCUUUUCUUGAAAAACUUGACUUGAGUGGUAACAACCUACGCGUCUUGCCAGAGGACCUUGCGGAUCUCACAAGCGUGACACAUUUCGCACUUGAGCGAAAUCACUUUCGCGACGGCAAUGUCAUCUUUGCGGCACUCUCCACCAUGCCGGCCCUCAUUGAAGUCAACCUCAAUCAUAACGAACUACGCCACGUCCCCCCGCUCUCCGUGAAAAAUGGACGUGGACUUUGUUUUCCCUCGAUUGAGGUGAUUGGUUUGGGGCACAACCGCUUUGCAGCUGCGCGGGAUGUGGCGGCGCUGACUGAGCUUGUGCGGACGCUGCAGCGCGUGAUGCUUGCGGGAAACCCGAUUGCGCGUAAGAGUAAAGAGCGCGGCGCGGCGCAGUCAAUUUUUGCGCAGGCCGUGAUGAACCUCUACUGGGAGCAAGCCGCCGUGCGUCACCCUGACACCGGUGAAAGAAGCUCCUCCAACCACUUUGGAACCGAUGUGCCACUUGGCGAUACCUCACGGCUCCAGACGCCGCAUCAAGACAAAAGUGCGGUGGAGGAUGAGAGGGAUGUGACGCAUAGUGAAUACCAUCAGUGGGGCAGUCUUGUUGAGGCAUGGCGGCAGUCAAAGGAGGGGUCGGAAUCGAAAAGUUCUUCACAGUCCCUCACCAAACUUUAUGAGGGUGAGGACGAGGACGACUACCCCGAUCACCAGCAUUCCUACACGAUGGAUACCCCAGACGCUUCCGCACUGCCAGAGGGUGAUAGCACGAUCAACAAUCUCUUUUGGUACGGCGACGCGGAAUCGCUGCCUUUGCAGGGGACAACGACGAAGGGGGUUGAUCGCACUCUGCCAGACCUACCAACACCCUCACUCUUGCGGUUUGUGGAGCUCAUCUUUGACGACACCGUGAUAAAGAAACAAAAACCGGGCUACUUCUAUUCCAAGUGGCGUCAACUCGCAUUGGAGGGUGAAACGCAACGGCACAUGCUGGCGGGCGUGGGACGGUCGUCGUGUUUGGUGCAUCCCAAGACGGGCCUCGUUACUGUGCCGAACUACACCGAGUUUAUGGACAUCUACCGCCUCCUGGAGGACCCGCCCUUGUCGCGCUGUGGGUUUAGACGGCGCACGUACGCCACACCGCGCGAAAAGAGGCGGAGGCGAAGGGAGAAAAUUGCGGUUCCUCACCCUACGGCUGAUGUCGCACAGGAGGAGGAAGCGGAGGCGAAGGCCAAGGAAGAGAGAGAGGAGGCUGAGGCUGCCACCCCAGUGGAUCAGCAGAACACUGAGACGGACGAGGAAUAUGACAUGGAGGAGUCCGCCUCGGAGGGAAGUGAGUCCACUCGGAACGUCGUGUUUAUGACGGGCGUGGCCCUGGAAGAGCAGCGUGCGUCGUGUCCAAAGAGACGUGGAAAGGCGAAGCCGCGAAAGGUGCUGGCGCAGGAAACUCCGAUUGAAGACUCUCCUGCGGGCGUCAACGAGGGAGCGGCGCCCCACCCCGACACCGCGGAGGAUGCGCGGGCGACAGACGUGAACGAGGCGAGGGAGCAAGAAAUGCGCAGGCAGACGCAGCCGCGCAGCGAGCGUUCGCCUAGGGCUAGAAAGGAACCGCAGCCCAAGUCAGGGGUGGCGGAGCCGCCGAGUACGAACGUUCGCAUUCUUAUGAAUGAACUUCGUCGCAUGCUGCGUCGUCCACUUCCAUCGCUGCCGACUGUUUCUACGAAGCACAGCACCGGUAGGUUCUAA
Molecule: messenger RNA, 3204 nt
Organism: Trypanosoma conorhini
Lineage: Eukaryota; Euglenozoa; Kinetoplastea; Trypanosomatida; Trypanosomatidae
Product: putative leucine-rich repeat protein (LRRP)
Exons: 1
Coding region: 1-3204 (1067 amino acids)
Cellular component (GO): nucleus
Molecular function (GO): protein binding
Source: RefSeq, a predicted model, not a curated record